GGAGGUAAGGGGAGGGGAAGUGCUGUCGGUCCAUGACAUGAAUGAACCAUGUUCGGUAACGGAGGCUUAGCUCUCCCGGUUUGCUCCUUUCUCCUGCUACACCUCCCGGUUCUCCCGCUAACGAACAACUGGCCCGUUAAGGACAGAAGUGAAGGGAGGGUGGAGCAGCAUAACAUCCAUCUACAAUCACACAGCCAUGGAAGUCCCAACGUCAAACAGACACACAACAACAAGGAGGAGGUGUUUCAAUGGUGGGGGGAGUGGUCCAGUUGGUCAUCCUGUUCCAGAAGCUGCGGAGGAGGCGUGAGGAGUCAGGAGAGACACUGUCUCAUACAGAGGCUCUCCACUACCCACAACGUCAACAGCUCAUACUGUGUUGGCUCUCCUAAACAGUACCAGCUCUGUCCAAACCAGCCUUGUCCCAGCCCCAGUCUGAGCUUCAAACAGCAUCAGUGUUCCCAGUUCAACUCUAAAGCCAUCGGAAGAAGAUACUAUCAGUGGAUACCUCUGUACCCAGCCGAUUACAUCAGCAUCUCCAAUAAGCCAUGUGACCUGCAGUGUACAACCAUCAGCGGAGAGCGACAGCUACUCGUCCCCGCCCACGACGGCACCUUCUGCCGUGAUACCAAAUACACCGGUGUCUGUAUAGAAGGAAUAUGUCAGCCUGUAGGAUGUGACGGGGAGCUGUACAGCAGUAAGACAGUAGACAGAUGUGGUGUAUGUGGAGGGAACGGGACAUCAUGCCAGCGUAUCUCUGGAUCAUACAGGAAGGCACUCGCACAGUUAGGCUAUGUGUUCAUCACCAACAUCCCAGCUGGAGCCACAGACAUUCAGAUCAUAGAGAGACACAAGACUGAGAACAUCCUGGCCCUGUCAGAUGAAGCAGGACAUUUCUUCUUCAAUGGAAACACUGUGUUUGAUCAUCCUCAAAACUUCCGAGUGGCGGGAACAGUGUUUAAAUACCGCCGUCCAAGCAACAUCUUCUCUGAUGGGCUGGAGUACAUCAUCGCCCAGGGACCCACGCAGCAGGGCCUGAAUGUUAUGUACUACAACCUAAACGGGAAGCUCCCUCACAUCACCUACGAGUACACCAUCCCGCUCAAGUCUCAUGACAUCACCGCUACAGAAGGCAUCACCACAGGCCCCUCCCACUCCCAUCUCAACCACACCUAUAACAACGUAAACGAGAACGUCAGAGGGGAUCAAGGUAGGUCCAACCACAGCAGAGGCGUGGCGUCCGUCCAUCAGUACGACAUGCAGCUCGGAGCCGAAGACCGAUCGGAUGUGGAGCUGCCGGAAGAGGAGGCGGGGGAGGAGGAGGAGGAGGAGGAGGAAGUAGUGUGGGAGAUCCAGACGCCGAGCCCUCCUCCACCAGCGGCCAUGUUGGUCUACAGACCAGCUGACGUCACCGGUCACGUGUUCAGCCACAAUGAUGUGGAGGAGCGGGGACCUCCUGCACCAUCCGGCUACAUGAGUUCCUCCAACUCAAUUGACGAGCCAUCCACUGCUGAUGACAACACACUAGUGCUCUCUUUCCCAGGUAGCCAGAGUGUUCAUCCAGCAGCACUGCCAGACGCCCCCUAUCUGCUACUGGAGGACCUACAGCACAACCAGACACACUCCCUCACACAGUCCAACACACACUCUGUCAAACACAAACUCAACGAUCCUCAUCCACAAGCAGAGAUACACGUGGAAACUCUCCCCCCCACAGACACAAACACACAGCUGGAAAUACAUCCAGAUCCGCUCACGGUCACCGACACGCACGCCGUCACACACAAAGAAACAGAAAGCGGCACACACUCGGACUCACACACUGUCGUCUUGGUACAGCUGCAACAGGUCUCUGCAGUCCAGGCAGCCAACACAGUGAGCAAUGACUUUGAUGUGGGUCUGGACUCAGACAUUAGUCUGGCAGACAUGUAUCGCUGGAAGGUUUCUGCUUACGCUCCAUGCAGCACAACCUGUACAACAGGUAUCACCACUAGCUACGCCCUGUGUGUCCGCUAUGACGGUACUGAAGUGGAUGACAGUUACUGUGACUCUCUAACCAGACCUGAGCCCACACAUGAGUUCUGCACUGGAAAGGAAUGUCCUCCAAGAUGGGAGACCAGCGGUUGGAGUGAGUGCUCUCGAACCUGCGGUGAGGGAUUUCAGUACCGGACUGUGCGCUGCUGGAAGAUGCUGUCACCCGGUCUCGACUCUUCUGUCUACGACACGCUGUGUCUGUCUCACGACCUUCACAAACCGGCCAAUAGGAAAGUCUGCCUCGGCCAGAGCUGCGGACCCCAAUGGGAGGUCUCAGAGUGGUCAGAGUGCUCAGCUCGUUGUGGCUCUCGGGGCGUUCGGACUCGGGAGGUUCGUUGUUCCAUGGAAAUGAGACUGUGUAACAAGUCCUCUCAGCCAAUAGAAAGUCAGGAAUGUGAAGGCCCGCCCUGCGACAGACGAUGGACGGUUUCUGAUUGGGGACCUUGCUCAGGUGUUUGUGGGGAGGGAAGGAUGGUGCGUGCGGUGACCUGUCGAUCAUCAGGUGGGGUAGUGAUGUCAGAAGAGCAAUGCGAUCAGUCACUGCGCCCGUUGGCCAUCUAUCCCUGCGGUGACAGAGACUGCGCCCCCCACUGGGUUGAACAGGAGUGGCAACAGUGUAACGCUACAUGCGGACGUGGCGUACGGCAGCGUCAGGUGGUGUGUGCCGGCCUGGAAGGCGGUGUGUUUAAAGAGUUUCCAGACAGCAGCUGUUACCAAACCAACAAACCAGAAACCAGCUCCUCCUGCUUCCAGAGACCUUGCUCCAAAUGGUUCACCACGUCCUGGUCUCAGUGCAGUAAGACCUGUGGGAGUGGCGUCCAGGUUCGCGAAGUAAAGUGUUACCAGGGGGAGGAGCUGGUAACCAGGGGCCACAGCUGUGACUCUGCCCUCAAGCCAGAAGCCAGACAGAGCUGUGAAAUCCAGAGGUGUCCUACAGAAGCUCCAGCAGCAGCCCCGGCAGCAUCAGUAGCAGUAGACGACUCGUGUCAAGACAAGCCGACAGCCAACUGUGCCUUGGUUCUAAAGGUGAAGCUGUGCUCCCAUUGGUACUACAGAAAGGCCUGCUGCCAGUCCUGUAAGGCACCAAGACCCUGAAGUCUUAACUGUCUUAACCUCAGCCUCGUAACACCAACCACUGGUACCAAAGGUCACACUACAUUCAUAUCGGUGCUACACAAAAGCCAGCUGCUAGCAAUGUAAGACCUUAGGACAUCAACGUUAACCUUAUUACUGUUACUCCUAUCACUGAUGUCAAAGGUCAACCUGUGGUCACUGUCUUUACCUCCAACCUGUCAAAGUUAUCCCUUUACUCGUAUUCCCUCACACCUCGAAUUACUAAAAGCAAAUCUGUUUUCUACAAAAGAUCAAUCAAAAACCAAUGAAAAUUACUCCUGGUGCUUCCUCAUAUUUGAGUAAUUGAUAAAUUAGUCCAGCAAAUAAAGUACAACCCCUGCUUUGUAGCAAUAUUUUACAAGUUUACUUAGAGUACUGAAGGUAUAAACAGUUCCAGACUGAUUUGUAACACAACGUAGAAGGCUUUUGUCUACCCCAUCUAUGAUCAGCUCUAUGAACCUCACAGAGGUCCUAAACUUUUACCCAGCGUGCUACUAAAUCUAUUUACUUCUCCCCAGACAAUGUGAAGAUAGACUAGCUUUUGGACACACUGGGCUAUUUGUUCAUCUGUUUCCUUAAUUUUCCAAACAGAAGAAGCUAACCUCGAACGACCCCUUUUAUUCAUCCAUCCCUGCGUCCAUCACUUCAAUUAACCACUGACCUUCCAUCCUGAUUUUAAAAGUGAUGUUCCCCAUAAAUGUCUCACUAUUUCAUAAGGUGCUAUCAGUGCCCUUUACUCACACGCUAGGGCAGCUUUGUUGUUACUGUGGCAACACACAAGAACAGACAGGACCAGGGAAAUGAUGCGACUGAGCCCCUCAGCCUGCAAUACAUACACACACACACACACCCCCAUUUGGUCAGGUUAUAUUACUGGUACCAUGCUGCUGCCCUUAUUCACAGCUACAGAUAUGUUACUACAGUAUGUUCUACAUUAUGUCAUGUAAAAUGUUUAAUAUUCUAAUAGUCAUUUGAAUUGCCUAGUAUACAGAGUAAGAAUCACUACCAGCUUUAUUGCUGUCACUGUCUCCUUCCUCACAACAUAGUACUGAAAAACCACGUCAUGGAUUCUCCUGCAGCCGCCUCUCGGGAAUGUCGAGUGAAAACUAGCUUAGCGCUAUUUCAUCUACUGACUACUGUAAAGUCAAGACAGGCAACAAUUUGAUGGUCAUGAAAAUGAACACUUAUCAGUAGCAGAUAAAAGUAAAAAUCAAAUCAGUCAAAAACAUUGACAAUACAAAUAUAACAAGAAAAUGUUAAAUAAGUAUUACCAAUACUGUAACAGUCACUCUUCCUUACAUUACAUAUACUAGCCUUAUAUGCUAGCACCAACUCUUUAACAAACCAGUCAAAAUCAGUCAGCAUAGUGUUUGAACAGGGCAAGGUUUUUGGAAAAUAUGCUAGUUUGUUUUCUCACCUAGAGUUAAAUGAGAGGCACAUUAUCAUUGUCAUCACUGUAUGUGCAGUAUAGUGGAAUAGUCCAGGAUGUGUUUUAGCCUAGCUUAGUGCAAAGAUUGGAAGCAGGAGGAAAACUGGCAGCGUAGGAAUAUCAAACAUACAGUAGGGUCCAAAAGUCUGAGACCACUUUCCUAUAAAGUGGUCUCAGACUUUUGGACCCUACUGUAGCAUGUCUUAUUUACAAAAAAAUGGCAGCCACUAUGCAUAGGCCUGCUUCACAGCAAGCCUCUGGUCUAUGCAAGGGUUCCAGUAAGUCAUGACAGUGUGAGCAAGUGAAGCAGCUAAAUGGAAUUCAGCCAUCAUUCAUUUUUUACUCCCCGGUUUUCCUACUGUGACAUAUUAGAAUGUCCGCUGUGAAAAAAAAGGCCAAUUGGAGCAAUCCUUGAUAUCCAACUGCUGAGUGCAGCAUCUCCAAAAGUUCUGUCCAAGUUUGCACUCGGUCAUAACUUACCCAUGAACAAAAAAACUAUCUCAUAUGAACGGAAGGCACAUUUUUAUCCCUUGUUACAGUAAGGUAGACUGUUUGACAUUGACAUUGCUUUAGUCUUUGUGAUAUUAAACUAAAUAUGUCCAGGAGGGUGUUUUAUGGCCUACUUCAUAAAUCAUCUCAUUUGAACAUAUUUUCCUAAAAUGUGAGUGUUUCUUUAACAUGAUACAAACUUAAACAGUACUGUAUGAGGAAUCCAGGCAACUUCUAAGGAAUCUUUUUUUUUUUUUUUUUUUUUUUUUUUUUUUCCUGAACCGAUCUGAAUUGUAGAUAAAAGUGUUGUUUAAAAGUAGCACGCGGUGACUUCUGAGCCUUCAGCUGGUUAUACUACUGUAGACAUUUUAGAUGUGGCAGCUCACCAAGGACAUGAAUGAAAAUACAUCAGCACUGUAGCUGCUGGCAAGCAAGAAGGAGUAAUGCAAACAUGACUUCACCCAGACACAGCUGAGGAGCAGGACUGUGUCACCAACACAGCUGCCAACGAAAUCUGUACGCGUCACAUUCUCGUUAACUGUGUACACCUGACUGUCAUAUUGUUGUUUACCUGUUGUUACAUUACCUACAGAGCUGUUGUUGAUGUUGUUUUUUACUGUAUCACAUGUAAGGAAUAAAGAAUCAACUGUUUUUGACAA
Thunnus maccoyii (southern bluefin tuna) is the source of this 5721-nucleotide messenger RNA. Its product is annotated as ADAMTS-like protein 2. The record is from RefSeq and is a predicted model, not a curated record. Gene Ontology annotation, molecular function: metalloendopeptidase activity. Gene Ontology annotation, biological process: extracellular matrix organization. Lineage: Eukaryota; Metazoa; Chordata; Actinopteri; Scombriformes; Scombridae. The transcript is spliced from 20 exons. Gene Ontology annotation, cellular component: extracellular matrix. The coding region runs from base 49 to 3126 and encodes 1025 amino acids.